AUGAGCAGAGACAUCACUCCUCUGCCAAGUGUGGCCACUUCGAGGACAACCACCCGACACGCCUCGCUUGUCCCCGACGGCACCUUUGACCCAGACAGCAUCAAGCGUGUUUGCGAGAAAAUCGACGCAAGGCUAGCGACAGCAGCCGACCCUGAGGGUGAGGCCCAGCGGGUCGCAUACCCUCUCGCUUAUGAAUACACCUACGCCCUGCCAGCAGGCAGUAUCGACAAUUCCCCUACACUUCCAUACGGGUUCAACGCCACUGUGGACGAGCACAGCUCCCUCCUGUCCCGUGCAAUGACAGCCCCCACAAUCAAAGCACAGCAACGGCCACAGCUCAACACGGUCAUUUCCUGGACGUCCAACGCCACGCGACGCACCGAGUACGAGAAAAUCGACCGUGCGCACAGCGGGGUGCGAGGAUUGGUGCGCCGCGUGUGGCCUCAGUGUUUGCGGAGGAGGAAUGGUAGGAGAGGAUUCUUCACCGGUGACUGCGACGGGGACAGCGUGCGUCGAUUUCGUAUGGGCGUAAGUGAAGAUGACGACAGUGACGCAGAGAAUGAGAUUGGGCAAAGUUUUGAUCAUGGAGGUGUCGACGAGAAGAUCGUACUGGAGAUUGUCAAUACCCGAGACCUCCAGAGGGAUGGACCUGGCAAAGUGGCGCCAAAGGGAAAGGAAGCGAAAACGAGGAAACCCUGGUUGUCGUGCUUCGACUUAUGA
Molecule: messenger RNA, 720 nt
Organism: Cladophialophora carrionii CBS 160.54
Lineage: Eukaryota; Fungi; Ascomycota; Eurotiomycetes; Chaetothyriales; Herpotrichiellaceae
Exons: 1
Coding region: 1-720 (239 amino acids)
Source: RefSeq, a predicted model, not a curated record